Messenger RNA from Hemicordylus capensis (graceful crag lizard), 4839 nucleotides. It is a transcript of the gene SHE, whose product is annotated as Src homology 2 domain containing E. Gene Ontology annotation, molecular function: phosphotyrosine residue binding. The record is from RefSeq and is a predicted model, not a curated record. The transcript has 6 exons. The coding region runs from base 1195 to 2559 and encodes 454 amino acids. NCBI's taxonomy places the organism in Eukaryota, Metazoa, Chordata, Lepidosauria, Squamata, Cordylidae.
GGCGCCUGGCCAGGGCAGAGAAGGGCAGUCGCCGCCGCGCAGUAGCAGGUAACCCAGAGGGCCGGGGGGGGGGGCAGCCUGACCCAUUCCCCCCGCUGGAGGAGGAGGAGGGAUCGCCUUGGGGGCCCCCAGCUGCUGGGGGUACAGGACCCCCCCCGUGGGAAAAGGCGCUCCCGUCUCAAAUUGGGGGGCCCAGCACUGAAGGAACGUAGGAGCCCCUUCCCCCCUAGUCCCGGGGUGCCCAGGACUAGUGAAUGAGUGGGGUGACCCUGCCCGCCUCCCCCCACCCCGGGGUGAAUGAUCAAGAAGCCAGGCAAUUAGGCGGCCAAAAAGGACCACCAGCAGAAAGUUAGGAACAAUCCACACACACACACACACCCCAAACAAAAAUUGGCUCCCCAUCCUCUGAAACGCUAGAAAGACUGGACCUGUCUGUAUUCCCCUGUGCCCAGAAGAAAAGGGACCCCCCCCCCCACACACACACUCUCAGCUGUACGAUUGCUCAGAUUUAGCCCAAUUAAAUUUAGCCAGUUCUUGGCAUUCCAACCUCUCCGCCUCUCUGGUGAGAGUGUGACUCCCACAUCUGUCUACGCGGAGGGCAAAACAUCGGAGCACAAGCGAGACCCAGGGGUCCCUCCUCACCACCACCACCCCCCCCUCCAGCUGCCCUCCAAUGCAUGGAGUAGCUCUCUGGCAUCGCUGAAUGGAACCUCCACAUUCAGAGGCAGUGUAUCUGUGAACAGCAGUUGCUGGGAGCUGGGCGGAAACGGGGGGCGGGGGAAGGCGUCGCCUCUAGGCCCUGCUUGCUGGGUGUUUGUAAGGAGCGCACUGAGAAUUAGGGGGACCAGCUUAUUCUCUUCCCCAAAUCCCAGCGACCAUCUCCGCUUGCAAUCUGUCGGGUAAGGUGUGAGUGUGUCCAGCGUGGUCUCAGUCCUGGCCAGCUCCUUCCCUCCUUGCCCAGGGAAUGCCUUUCUUAUUAUCUGUGCACUGGGCUUUGCCAUGUCCUGCUUCUGACUUCCGCGGAGGGCGUGCAGGGCAUACGCCCCCUUCCCCUGGGUGGCCGAAGGCCUGUCUGGAGCCCCCGAAGCCCGCCUCUGCCAGUCCGGGUGUGAGCCCCGUACCCUCUCGGGGGGGUGUCUUGCCCUUGGGUUUCCUUCGCCGCGGCCCCCCCAACGCCGACCCCCUCCUGCCCACAUGGCCGCCAAAUGGUUCAAGGAGUUUCCGUCCAACCUGAAGACGGUUUCCGAACGCACCCGGCCGGGCAGCAACAACCCGGGGAAGCUGUGCAGUGCCUCCCGCAAGGGCCCGUGUCCGCCCGAAGCGGGCACCGCGUCGCUGCCCGGGAAGGCCCGCAAGAAUUCCGCCACCGAGCUGGGCACCCCGCGGACGCUGCUGGCGCCCGGGAAAGAUGGCGGAGGAGGCCGGCUGUCACGGGACAACCUCCAAGGCCUGCUGCAGGCCGCCGCGGGGAAGAUGCGCAAGAACUCGCGGGUGGACGGCGCCCCCUCGGAGGAGCCGGCCCGGGGCACGGCCAAGGGCAACGCCGGCUGCGGGACCUACAUCAACCGGCUUAUCAAAGUGGAGGCCCACGAGAAAAACGGGAAGAACUACCCCGGGACGGCACCAGCGCCCCCUCCGGUUCCUGCCCCGGAGCCAGAGAAGCCUAAACAAGAGACAACGCUGAUCAUCCUAGAAGACUACGCCGACCCCUACGACGCCAAACGCACCAAGGAGCAGCGCGAUGCCGAACGGCCGGGGGAGAAUGACGGGUACAUGGAACCAUACGACGCGCAGCAGAUGAUUACGGAGAUCCGGAGACGGGGUUCCAAAGACCCCCUGAUCAAAGCCAUCUUGCUCCUGGAUGAGCCAGCCGAGAGUGGGGCUAAAGGAGAUCCUGCCGCCAAGCGGCCAGGGGCCAAAGCCCCCCAGCUGUACGACACCCCCUACGAGCCAGCAGAGACAGGGGCCAAGCUGGAAACCCGCCUCCCGGAAGACGACGAGCGGCCCCCGGCUGAGUACGAACAACCUUGGGAGUGGAAGAAGGAUCAGAUUGUGAAAGCGCUCUCAGUCCAGUUUGAGGGGUCAGAGAAGGCCACCGCGUCCAAGGAAGAGGCACCAACCCCUCCACGCCAACAGCAUCGCCGCCAGAGGAGCUGGCCCUCCAAGAUGGUGAAACCCACGCUGGCGACGGACCCUGUUGCAGACGGGGAGCGCAUGGACCCUACCCUCCCACUGGAAAAGCAACCUUGGUUCCACGGCGCCAUCACGCGAGCCGAGGCGGAGAACCGGCUGCAGCCGUGCCGGGAAGCGGGAUACCUGGUGCGGACCAGCGAGACGGGCACCAGCAAAUACUCCAUCGCCCUGAAGACCAGCCAAGGUUGCGUCCACAUCAUCGUGGCCCAGACAAAGGACCACAAAUUCACCCUGAACCAGACCAGCGGCCUCUUCAACAGCGUCCCCGAAGUCGUGCGUUACUACUCCACCGAGAAACUCCCCUUCAAAGGGGCAGAGCAUAUGACCCUCCGCUAUCCGGUUCCGCUACCCAGCAAGAUCCAUUAACCCCCGCACCAUCGGGACUGUGUCAGCUGGAGAAAUAUGGGUGGUGGGAUACCUUUGCACCCAUGUACCCCCCCCCGAUGACAGCCUCUGUCUUUGCCCUUUCCUUGCCCCUUGCGGCCUGCCCCCUUCCAUUCACACAUUCCCCACAGAACUAGCCCCUGCUCAGAGCCUCGAAUAUAAACUAGGGCCACCGUCUGCCCCAAAGUCUCACCCAACAUGAACUUGGAAGCAGAUUUCUGGGGUCUUCCCAAGCUUGAGCAUUUCCAAGGAGAGGCGUUUCUAGAAGACAAACCAGCUCCCAAGCAUUCCGUCACGCCUACAAAUUUGCUAUGCAAAUGAAGGGGCGGAGCUCCGAAGGAAUCUCGAGGGUUCCCAGUCAGUUCUAUGGCAGUCGGGACGUAGUGAACCGGCUGAAACCGGGGGCAAAGUCAGAGCAGGGCAUGAAACCUUCUCAUGUUAGAUAUUGGGGUCCACAGGGAAGGAGGAGGCUUAGGUUUUACCGUAGUCUUGCCCCCAAGUGCCCCCUUUCUCCCUUAUGGGCAAAUGGCUACCAUUCAUUCCUAUGGGGGGGACACAAACCCUUAUACUUCUGAGAGAAAAUUGGGUUCUGACAGUAUUCAGGAAAACCACUUUGGAUGUUGUGGUUGUUUAAAUAAGACUUUGAAGCUGGAGUGAGGGGGAAACACACCCAAAUGUUUAGGUUCCCUAGUCACUGCAGGGGGAACCAGCAUCAAAUCUGUGGGUGCCGGUUUCCCAUAGGGCUGCCGGAAUAUUUCAGAUAUACCCAGAUUUCAAGGUUCCCAACUAUCAUACUUGCUCAGGCCGUGGCAGGGGUCUCAGUUCUCGGGUGCUGCCGAGGCAAGAACACUGUCCAGUCAGCUGGAGCUGAGGACGGAGCUAACCUCUUAUGCCAGGGUGCUUUCCAGAUUAGACCCUGCAACGGGGUUGCGUCGGAUCUCGGAAGGGUGCUUCCACACUUCCUGUUUCGUGACACCGCAGUCCCUACACGGACAGCAGGGGGCCGUUCACAUUGCCAGUGCCUCGUUUCGAAUUUAAUCGCUGCGAUAUAGAGCUAAGACAUCGUAUAUCCGGCGUAAGGAAGUUGCUGGUUUUUCCCGGGGUUGUCCGUUUCCGCGAGACUGCUCCCCCUGCUGUUGACGUUUUGAAAGCGAUUUGCCCGAACGGAAGCAUGUUGCUCCUGUUGAGCGGCUAAUCUGGAAAGCACCCAGGUUGAGGGCUGAGUUUCAGAGAGAGGCAUCUGCAGCUCGUAGCGACGAAUGGCUGGGACUGAUGCGAGAGUUCCGAGGCUGAGGCUUUUUAUAGUCUCAGGUGAGCCGGGAUUGGCCCGUGAGGUCAGCUGGUGGGUAGUGCCACCUAGGGGGCGCUCUGGCACAGCAAUACCCGGGCGUGGAAGCGUGGAUUUGGGAGUCAGGCACAGGGCUUCCGGGGGCUAGGCGCCCUGGUUCAAGACCCACCCCAGCGCCCUGACACAUUUUUCUCACACCUACUUCUAGAACCGAUGCAGACGGCGCCACUUGGUUGCCACAGGGUGAAUUUCCGCUGUUAUUUGAGGAGUGAUUCUGAAGCCAGAGGUCUUCCAGCAAUACGAGGCAAAAGUGAGGGUUAGGGAAGAAGCGGAUGGGAAGAAGGUAACAGAAUAGUCAGGGCAGGGGGAGAAGACAAGUGUGGGCAGAGAAGCCAUAUAUGCACCCAUAACACCAGGAACAGGGGUACCGAAGCUUGCGUCCCCAACCGCUGGACUGCAACACCCAUCAUCUGCCACAAGGUCAUUGCAGCAGGGGACGGUGGGAGUUGUAGUCCAACGACAAAGGUCGUUGUGCGGCAGGAUGAUGCGAACUGCAGUCCCAACAACAUCUGGGGGCCCACAUUUGAGGAAGGGUCUGAAUGCAGAGUCACCCCUGCCGUCCAGAGUUUCCUCUUAAAUUCUCCUUUCCCUGUGAAUCGGUCCAAAGGUAUCUGCGCCACUCAUGGGCAUACGGGACGGAGAAAGGUGUACGGUCAGAGAAUACAGGGGAGAGAGUACAACAGUAAAGCCUCGCAGUAAAUUCGCAAUAAAGCCUUGCUGUGUGAAAAACGCCCCGUUGACAACAAGCGUGGAUGACAGCCAAGAUAAAGAUGCCAAUAAAAUGUCUCUUAAUCAGGUCAUUUGGGAAAAGACAGAACGUCUGAACUGCAGGGGCAGAGAACAGCGAAAGCUGGGGUGCUGCGUUUUCGAAUAUGUCCAUAGACAGAAUGUGAAAUAAAGUGUAGAAUUCAUCA